Messenger RNA from Suncus etruscus (white-toothed pygmy shrew), 1887 nucleotides. It is a transcript of the gene SYK, whose product is annotated as spleen associated tyrosine kinase. Gene Ontology annotation, molecular function: non-membrane spanning protein tyrosine kinase activity; ATP binding; signaling receptor binding. The record is from RefSeq and is a predicted model, not a curated record. Gene Ontology annotation, cellular component: cytoplasm; extrinsic component of cytoplasmic side of plasma membrane. Gene Ontology annotation, biological process: cell surface receptor protein tyrosine kinase signaling pathway; innate immune response; macrophage activation involved in immune response. Bases 1 to 1887 code for a protein of 628 amino acids. The transcript has 13 exons. Lineage: Eukaryota; Metazoa; Chordata; Mammalia; Eulipotyphla; Soricidae.
AUGGCUGAAGGCGCCAAUCACCUGCCCUUUUUCUUUGGCAACAUCACCCGGGAGGAAGCAGAAGACUAUCUGGUGCAAGGUGGGAUGAGCGAUGGGCUUUACCUGCUGCGUCAGAGCCGCAGCUACCUGGGAGGCUUUGCCCUAUCUGUGGCACAUGCCAAGAAUGCGCACCACUACUCCAUUGAGCGUGAGCUCAACGGCACCUAUGCCAUCGCUGGCGGCAGGACCCACAAUAGCCCAGCUGAGCUCUGCCACUACCAUUCUCAGGAGUCGGACGGACUUGUAUGCCUCCUACAGAAGCCCUUCAACCGGCCUUCAGGCGUGCAGCCCAAGACUAGUCCCUUUGAGGACCUAAAGGAGACCCUCAUUCGAGAAUACGUGAAGCAGACAUGGAAUCUGCAGGGUCAAGCAUUGGAACAGGCCAUAAUCAGUCAGAAACCUCAGCUAGAGAAGCUCAUUGCCACCACAGCCCAUGAAAAAAUGCCCUGGUUCCAUGGAAAAAUUUCUCGGGAUGAAUCUGAACAUGCUGUUCUGAUAGGAUCAAAGAUAGAUGGAAAAUUCUUGAUCAGGGCCAGGGACAGCAGUGGCUCCUAUGCCCUGUGCCUACUGCACGAAGGGAAGGUCCUGCACUACCGCAUUGACAAGGACAAGACCGGGAAGCUCUCCAUACCUGAUGGAAAGAAGUUUGACACACUUUGGCAGUUGGUGGAGCAUUAUUCUUACAAAGCAGAUGGCUUGUUGAGAGUUCUGACAGUUCCAUGUAAAAAGCUUGGUGGGCAAACAGGGAAUUCUGGAGCUCGUCCCCCACUCCCAUUACAUCCCGCGAGUUGGUCAACUGGAUUAAUCUCAAGAAUCAAAUCAUACUCCUUCCCCAAGCCUGGCCAGAGAAAGCCCUCCACCCCCUCCUCUUCUCAAGGGAACCGGCCAGAGAGCACCUUCAACCCCUAUGAGCCAGAAGUGGGUCCCUGGGCACCGGAACGAGAAGUGCAAAGAGAAGCCUUGCCUAUGGACACGGAAGUGUACGAGAGCCCUUAUGCAGACCCUGAGGAGAUUCGGCCCAAGGAAGUUUACCUGGAUCCAAAGCUGCUGACCUUGGAGGAUAAGGAAUUAGGCUCAGGCAACUUUGGGACUGUGAAGAAGGGCUACUACCAGAUGAAGAAAGUUGUGAAAACAGUGGCUGUGAAAAUACUGAAGAAUGAGGCCAAUGAUCCUACUCUGAAAGAUGAGUUACUAACAGAAGCCAAUGUCAUGCAGCAACUUGACAACCCUUACAUCGUGCGCAUGAUUGGGAUUUGUGAAGCUGAGUCUUGGAUGCUAGUGAUGGAGAUGGCAGAACUUGGUCCACUCAAUAAAUACUUGCAGCAGAACAGGCAUGUCAAGGACAAGAACAUCAUAGAACUGGUUCAUCAGGUUUCUAUGGGAAUGAAGUAUUUGGAGGAGAGUAAUUUUGUACACAGAGAUUUGGCUGCAAGAAAUGUACUGCUGGUAACUCAACAUUAUGCGAAGAUCAGUGAUUUUGGGCUCUCCAAAGCACUCCGUGCUGAUGAAAACUACUACAAGGCACAAACCCAUGGGAAGUGGCCGGUGAAGUGGUAUGCUCCAGAGUGCAUCAACUACUACAAAUUCUCCAGCAAGAGUGAUGUUUGGAGCUUUGGGGUGCUAAUGUGGGAAGCGUUUUCCUAUGGGCAGAAGCCAUAUCGGGGAAUGAAAGGAAGUGAAGUUUCUGCCAUGCUAGAAAAAGGAGAAAGGAUGGGGUGCCCUGUUGGGUGUCCAAGAGAGAUGUAUGAGCUAAUGAACCUGUGCUGGACAUAUGAUGUUGAGAACAGGCCUGGAUUCAAAGCAGUGGAAUUACGGCUACGCAACUACUACUAUGAUGUGGUCAACUAA